Aureobasidium namibiae CBS 147.97 is the source of this 441-nucleotide messenger RNA. RefSeq lists its product as uncharacterized. The record is from RefSeq and is a predicted model, not a curated record. Bases 1 to 441 code for a protein of 146 amino acids. The transcript is spliced from 3 exons. Gene Ontology annotation, biological process: regulation of receptor recycling; lysosome organization; cellular response to amino acid stimulus. Gene Ontology annotation, cellular component: late endosome membrane; Ragulator complex; membrane raft. Lineage: Eukaryota; Fungi; Ascomycota; Dothideomycetes; Dothideales; Saccotheciaceae.
AUGGGUAUCUGCGCGAGCUGUCUCGGCCUUGACCGGCAAGCUGCGCGUGAAGCGUCCGAGAGCGAAGGUCUCUUGUACCAAGAUGCAGCCCAGCCCCAGUAUGGCACCGUGACGCCUGGCGCGACACUCCCAGAGCCCGACCCGGAGGAGCUGAGAAGAGAGCGCGAGGUCCUGGAGCGCAUCUGUGCCCAGACAUCCAACGAGCUCAUCGACGUCUUACACCACGACUCCAAACUCACCAGCGACUACCCCUACCUCCUCAACAAACACUUCCCUUCCUCUUCCAGUGCUGCCUCGUCACCAGCAAGCACAAUCGUCGAUGAAGAUGCAUGGCUCGCUGCCACUCAGCUCACGGACCGAGAACUCUGGCACGAAGUCAAAGGCCUCCGUCCAGGUGAACUCGUUGUCGAGCUCAAUCCGCCAAACCCUGCACCAAGAUGA